UUAACAAGUCCUGCGGCUCUAGCAUGGGCCUCAAAUAUCUAGUUUAGUGUGCAAGUGAAAUUAAUCCAACAAAAAAUACCAACUAAUACCAAGACUGCCAAAAAUUUCAAUUAAAAGCGCUGCAAAAUAUUGCUGAUCAACGAUAAAAGUGCAGCAAUUUGAAUUCUAUCUUAGUGCCAAUUAGCGUGCCGAUACAACACAAAAUGGCGCCACUACAAUUACAAUUACAACAACACCAGCAGCAGAACUCAACCUUUAUCGAUGAUAAUCUUGACACCUGUCCAUCGCUAUUGAAUUUACCUGAAAGUCCCAUACUGCCGCCCAAACAUCAACAUCAUAAGCAGCAGCAGCAGCAGCGCCAGUGCCAAAAUGAAGACAACAACAAUAACAACAAGCACAGCCAUUACAAUAAGCCAAGUGCUGCACUCAUGAAGCGUUUGGUAGAUGCACCCGGCCCCAGCCAAAAUAAGCGGGGCAGCAAGGCGAGCGGAAGUGGCCAACACACGUCCGCCGCCAGUCGACGCCAGCGCCAUCGCUCCAUUUCCCUAUACGGCGUUAAUAGCACUGUGGAGCAGGGACACAAGGAAAUACCGAUUUGGCUAGAUGAUAAUGAGCCACGUUAUGUAUCGGGCGUAACAAACAAAACCACAUGCAAUGACAUAAUCAAGGCGCUCAUUGAUGACGAGCUGAGCAAUAGCCAAGGUGAGCCAAAAGAUGGCGGCUUUGGCGCAACGGCAGCAUCGCGUGACUACAACGAUUACGUUAUAACGGAACGUUGGCGUGGUAUAGAGCGCAGCUACGACGGCAACAUGGCCAUUUUACCUGUUUGGCGCGCUUGGAGUCGUGUGCACAAUGAGCUUCGGCUUACACUGAAAGCACGUCGUGAUCUUCGAGAGCCCUUGCCCCUACAACUGGAACAUAAGCCGUCCACCAGCACCAAUAGUUUCUUUAUGCUCAAGUGGCUUAAGAAGCUUUUGCAUCUCGCACACAAGAAACAGAAAAGUAAUAAGAAGGCUGAAAGUACACAGGCCAAAACUAAAGAGAAAUGCCUGCUAAAAGCUAAGCAACCUAUGCCAGAUGAGCUGCUACUUAUAUUAUUACCUGAUCAGCAUUAUGAGAAACCAAUAGCAAAUGAGAAUGCGAAAACCAAUGCCAAAGCCAAGCUCUAUAAAUUAGCAGAAAAUCGUACAGCACAGCGUCGCCGUCGACGUUCUCGAUCCUCCUUUAAGCCAGACUUAGCUGCCAACAAUUGUGUUAGACGUCGCCGUAAGGACAUUCCACUGCGGAUGAGUGUGCGCAACAAGUUGGCUGCCUUACAUGCUGAGAUGAACGUUCACUACGAACGAGAAUAUAAUCUGACGCGGCAGCUUACUGAGAAAUGCAAACAAUACAAGCUGCAGAAUGAGCAAUAUAAAAGCCAGGAGAUGGAAAUGUCUGUUGGACAGCUGCAGCGCAAUAUCGAAUCGUAUGCAGACGAUAUUAUAAAAACAGAGCAUGAGUUGCUUGAGUUAAGAAAUGAAAUUAAACAUGACAUAUCUUUGAUAAAUAAUCUUAAGCGCAUGACAUUGGAGGCAGAAACCGAUGUUGUUAGCACUGGAAAACCGGUGGCUACAAAGAGUUCUGAGCAAACUCCCCAAGUUGCUAAAAGUGCAGCAGAAAUGCAAUUCGUUGAUAAUAUUUAUGAGUUUUGCGACAAUAAUGCAAGCAUGUUAGUUUAG
Molecule: messenger RNA, 1718 nt
Organism: Drosophila busckii
Lineage: Eukaryota; Metazoa; Arthropoda; Insecta; Diptera; Drosophilidae
Gene: meru
Product: homeobox protein 13
Exons: 5
Coding region: 204-1718 (504 amino acids)
Source: RefSeq, a predicted model, not a curated record